AUGCUGUCCAGACUGAGGAAGACCCGAAAACUUAGGGGCCACGUGAGCCACAACCAUGGCUGCAUUGUCAAACACCGGAAGCACCCAGGAGGUUGGGGUAAUGCUGGCGGCAUGCAUCACCACAAGAUCAACUUUGACAAAUUUCAUUUAGGUUACUUUGGGAAAGUGGGUAUGAGGCAUUAUCAUUUAAAGAAAUCAAAGUUUUGCCCAACUGUCAAUCUUGACAAACUGUGGACCUUGGUCAGUGAGCAGACACGGGUUAAUGCUGCCAAAAACAGGACUGGAGCAGCUCCUAUCAUUGAUGUAGUGGGAUUGGGCUACUACAAAGUUCUGGGGAAGGGAAAUCUCCCGAAUCAACCCGUCAUUGUAAAAGUCAAAUUCUUUAAGCAGAAAAGAGUUGAAGAGAUUAAGGGAGUGGGAGGGACAUGUGUCCUGAAAGGUGUCGUGCCCACCUCAAACCAGCAGAGGGGACUCAAGAACCACAUGCUUCGUUCAGCUCACUGGGCCCAGAAGGCACUAACUAUCUUUGAUUAUUUAGGGACCCAGGAGUCCCAGAAUCCGGAAGGGAAGAAGUAG
This is a messenger RNA of Suncus etruscus (white-toothed pygmy shrew), 576 nucleotides long. Its product is annotated as 60S ribosomal protein L27a-like. Lineage: Eukaryota; Metazoa; Chordata; Mammalia; Eulipotyphla; Soricidae. Bases 1 to 576 code for a protein of 191 amino acids. Gene Ontology annotation, molecular function: structural constituent of ribosome. Gene Ontology annotation, cellular component: cytosolic large ribosomal subunit. The record is from RefSeq and is a predicted model, not a curated record. The transcript is spliced from 3 exons.